UCGUUACUCUCCCCUCUUCGCUCAAGGUCCGCGUCGUUGUAUCGGUCGUCCCCUCCGCUGCGAUCUAGGGUUAGGGUGAAGGCGGCCGGUCGUUUAAAUCGAAGAGGGAAGGAGCAAGGAUGCCUCAGCGUCACUCGAAGAACAACAACGAUCUCGCUUUCUUUACGUACGAGGAGAAGCGGAAGCUCGGGUACGGCACGCAGCGGGAGCGGCUCGGCAAGGAUUCCAUCAAGCCUUUUGACGCCUGCUGCUUGUGUCUCAAGCCCCUCAUCGAUCCUCUUUGCUGCCAGAAGGGGCAUCUCUUCUGCAAGGAGUGCAUCCUCGAGUGCCUCCUGGCGCAGAAGAAGGACAUCAAAAGAAAGCUAGCUGCUCAUGCUAUACAACAGAAACAAGAGAAAGAUGAGGAAGAGGAGAAACAAACGCUGCAAAAGGCUCGAGAACUCGAUGCUUUCGACCAGCAAAACCAUGGGGCUGUGCCACAGUACAAUGACCGGAGUCAAUCUCGUGACCGGAAUGGGUUCCACGGAGCAAACAGUGUGAAGGUAACCUCAUAUGAAGAAGAGGCUAUGCGCAACAUGAAGGCUUUCUGGCUUCCAUCCGCGACCCCUGAAGCCCCGGUCAAGGUGGAGGCUCCGACCACUGAUACAACCUGCCCAGAAGGCAAGGAAAAGCUUAGGCUGAAACAACUCUUUCCAAUCUCCUUCACGGAAGAAAGUAACCGCGAGAGCAAGAAAUCCAAGGCUUUGGAAAGCAGUUACGUAUGCCCGAGCUGCAAGGUCACCCUCACCAACACUCUGUCACUUGUAGCUGUCAGCACCUGCGGUCACGUCUUCUGCAAAAAGUGCUCCGAUAAGUUCCUAGCCAUCGACAAGGCCUGCUUAGUCUGCAACAAGGAGUGCAAGGUGAGGAACCUAAUUUGCAUAGAGAAAGGAGGGACAGGUUUCGCCGGGCAUGAUGAUCACUUGGAGGCGACCGAUUUCAAACACUUGGGCAGUGGUUCUGGGUUGGGACUCUGGAAACCAGCCUCGAAAACUUAAAAGGCGGCAAACGGAAUCUUAAAAUCUCAGAACAUGUUUCUCGCUCUAGGUUAAUUCUCAAAUCCUGUGAUGUAUCGACUUCCUCCAGCGUUUAUAUUCUUGUGUUAAACUACUUCCAAUGGAGGGCUCAUGUUUGCAAGUUUAAGCAAUCGAUUUCUUUGGAUUUGUAUUUUGAUGUCUUGUUUUUAAGAUUGAACCAUGUGGGUAGACCCUUCUUUUCUUCGUUA
Messenger RNA from Zingiber officinale, 1264 nucleotides. Its product is annotated as E3 ubiquitin-protein ligase CSU1. Gene Ontology annotation, molecular function: ubiquitin protein ligase activity. Bases 120 to 1037 code for a protein of 305 amino acids. The transcript has 2 exons. The record is from RefSeq and is a predicted model, not a curated record. Lineage: Eukaryota; Viridiplantae; Streptophyta; Magnoliopsida; Zingiberales; Zingiberaceae. Gene Ontology annotation, cellular component: nucleus.